This is a messenger RNA of Gekko japonicus, 2337 nucleotides long. It is a transcript of the gene PDIA5, whose product is annotated as protein disulfide isomerase family A member 5. Gene Ontology annotation, biological process: protein folding. Gene Ontology annotation, cellular component: endoplasmic reticulum. The transcript has 17 exons. Gene Ontology annotation, molecular function: protein disulfide isomerase activity. NCBI's taxonomy places the organism in Eukaryota, Metazoa, Chordata, Lepidosauria, Squamata, Gekkonidae. The coding region runs from base 1 to 1542 and encodes 513 amino acids. The record is from RefSeq and is a predicted model, not a curated record.
AUGUCGGAGACCCGGAGUUCAAUCACCUUCCCAGCAUUCCUAUUAACAGCAAAGAUGUCUCCACUGAUGGAAAAAAUUAAUGAUCAGAAGGACUUCAAGAAGCUCCUGAGAACCAGGAAUAACGUCCUGGUGCUAUAUUCCAAAUCUGCGGCUGCUGCUGAAAGUUCUCUCAGGUUAUUGUCUGACGUAGCCCAAGCGGUGAAAGGCCGAGGUACGAUAUCAUGGAUAGAUUGCAGUGAUUCAGAGAGUCGAAAACUAUGCAAGAAGAUGAAAGUUGACCCUAGUCUGAAGGAGAAAGGUGUGGAAUUACUGCAUUACAAGGAUGGAACAUUUCACACUGAAUAUAACAGAGCACUCACGCUGAAGUCAAUGGUGGCCUUUCUAAAGGAUCCAGAAGGCGUGCCAUUGUGGGAAGAGGAUCCUGAAGCCAAAGACGUCGUCCAUGUGGACAGUGAGAAGGAACUUAAAAGGCUUCUGAAGAAAGAAGAUAGGCCCUUGCUGCUGAUGUUCUAUGCCCCUUGGUGUGGAGUUUGCAAAAGAAUGAUGCCAUCUUUCCAGGAGGCAGCCACAGAACUGAAGGGCAAGUAUGUCCUUGCAGGGAUGAAUGUCUACUCAUCUGAAUUUGAAAGAGUAAAGGAAGAAUACGGCGUUCGGGGAUACCCAACCAUCUGCUACUUUGAAAAAGGAAAAUUAUUCUUCAACUUUGAGAAUUAUAGCGCUACAGCAAAGGACAUAGCUGAAUGGCUGAAAAAUCCUCAGCCACCUAAGCCACAGACACCAGAAGCACCGUGGCCAGAAGAGGAUAAUGCCGUUUAUCACCUAACAGAUGAUGACUUCGACAAGUUUAUGAAGGAGCAUCCUUCUGUAUUAGUGAUGUUCUACGCACCAUGGUGUGGGCACUGUAAGAAGAUGAAGCCAGAAUAUGAGAAGGCGGCGGAGAUGCUCCAUGCCGACAGCAACAGAGCAGGCGUCCUGGCAGCAGUAGAUGCCACUGUCAACAAAGCUGUCGCAGAAAGAUUUCGCAUAUCAGGAUUUCCAACUCUCAAGUACUUCCAGGAUGGCGAGGAGAAAUAUACUCUUCCGCACCUUCAGACAAAGAGUAAAAUUAUAGAAUGGCUCUUAAACCCGCAGGCUCCGCCUCCACCAGAACCAACUUGGGAAGAAAAGCGAACGAGUGUUAUCCACCUUGCUGGUGAAGACUUCAGGGAAUUUCUGAAGAAGAAGAGACAUGCCUUUGUCAUGUUCUAUGCCCCAUGGUGCCCACACUGUAAAAACUCCAUUCCACAUUUCACCACUGCUGCAGAACACUUUAAAGAAGAUCGAAAGAUUGCCUAUGCUGCAGUGGAUUGUGCCAAAGAACAGAAUCAUGACCUGUGUAAGCAGGAAGGUGUGGAUGGUUACCCAACCUUUAACUACUACAACUAUGGGAGAUUUAUAGAAAAAUAUAAUGGAGACAGAGCGGAAUCCGGAUUUUCCAAUUUCAUGCGAACGCUCAGAGAAAGAGACCAUGAAAGGACAGGCAAGAGGAAAGAUGAGCUGUAAUUCCUGCCUCAAAAGAUAAUUUCCCACUGCACUGUGAAUGGUCUCAGGGCCACUGGUACAAUGCCUGAGAUUUCACAUCUUUUAAAAACAAGACUUUUUUGUAUACAGCCAUUGCCAUUUUCUACGACUUUGGAAUAAAGUGAAAUCAUUUGAUUUUUAAAAGGAAAAUAAAUGACAUCAUUGCCGCCAUAUCCUGUCAUGGGAAACAAAACAAAACAAAAAAAGAGCAUUUCCUCUCCAUUUUAUGCACCUGUGCCCGUUGAUUCUCCUAUGCAAUCUUUUUGGUAAUCUGUAGGUUUGAUAGUGAUUUCUGUUGACAAGGUAAUUUCUGCAUUAUGAACUUUUGAAGAGUAUUAUCUGUGAAAAUGGUUUUGGAGAGGAAAAAAGGUAGGGGCCUUUCAUAGUAAAAUGCAAAAGGACACCAUCCACCAGGGGCAAGUUCUACUUAAAUUAAUGUACCAUUGUGAAAGAGCGUCAUGGCCCCCGUGGACUCUACCCAGAUGUGCCCGUGAGGUGUACUUUUGAUCGGUGUAGUCCACACGCAUAGGCAGGUGACAGUCAGCACAUGGCCCUCCCUCCCUUAGCUUGACUCUGUGUGACUGAGAGACAUCUGCAGAGAUAGAGAAGCAAGGGCAGUCUGUCACACGGGUGCAGUAGGAAUUUGCCCCCCCCCAAAAAAACCCCACAGCAUGUGUUCUCAGUAGUACCUGUCAAGAUCACACUGGGAACAUGAAUAAUUGCAAACAAUGCUCCCUCUAAGCUGUGGAGUCUUGUGAGAAAAAAUUCUCCUUUGUG